Messenger RNA from Cynocephalus volans (Philippine flying lemur), 2737 nucleotides. It is a transcript of the gene TOMM40L, whose product is annotated as translocase of outer mitochondrial membrane 40 like. The record is from RefSeq and is a predicted model, not a curated record. Gene Ontology annotation, biological process: protein import into mitochondrial matrix. Gene Ontology annotation, molecular function: transmembrane protein transporter activity. The coding region runs from base 270 to 1196 and encodes 308 amino acids. The transcript is spliced from 10 exons. Gene Ontology annotation, cellular component: mitochondrial outer membrane translocase complex; mitochondrial outer membrane. NCBI's taxonomy places the organism in Eukaryota, Metazoa, Chordata, Mammalia, Dermoptera, Cynocephalidae.
UGCCCCCAUCAAGAUGACCGGGUGUGCCCGGGAGAAAGGGACAGCAUGAUGAUCUGAGAUGGUAAGGGAUGCUGCUCCAUUGCGGUCUUGGCCUUGGAACCUGGGAAUGAAGAGUAGAGACGGUCGGAAGCUAGGUCUAGCAUCGGACCAUGUGGAAGUUUCUGGGACUGGGGAACCAGAUGAUGGAGGGUGGGGCCCGUGGUGGGUAGAGGGAGCACUAGCGUCCUUUCCUAGGCUGACCCGUUCCCCUCCCUGUCAUCUGAACUAAUAUGGGGAACACAUUGGGCCUGUCACCGAUGGGGACUUUGCCCCGCCGGGGCCCCCGCCGAGAGGAACCUCUGCCCAACCCUGGGAGCUUCGAUGAGUUGCACCGGCUAUGCAAAGAUGUAUUCCCAGCACAGAUGGAGGGAGUGAAGCUUGUUGUCAACAAGGUUCUGAGCAGCCAUUUCCAGGUGGCUCACUCUGUGCACAUGAGUGCCCUGGGCUUGCCGGGCUAUCACCUCCAUGCGGCCUAUGCAGGGGACUGGCAGCUUAGCCCCACUGAGGUGUUCCCCACUGUGGUAGGGGAUAUGGACAGCAGCGGCAGCCUCAACGCCCAGGUCCUGCUCCUCUUGACAGAGCAGCUCCGAGCUAAGGCUGUCUUCCAGACACAGCAGGCCAAGUUCCUGACGUGGCAGUUUGAUGGAGAGUACCGGGGAGAUGACUACACAGCCACUCUGACUCUAGGAAAUCCUGACCUGAUUGGGGAAUCGGUGAUCAUGGUGGCUCACUUCCUACAGAGUCUCACUCACCGGCUGGUGCUGGGAGGAGAGCUAGUUUAUCACCGACGGCCAGGCGAAGAGGGGGCCAUCUUGACACUGGCUGGGAAGUAUUCAGCCGUACACUGGGUAGCUACAUUGAAUGUGGGAUCAGGCGGGGCCCAUGCAAGUUAUUACCACAGGGCAAAUGAACAGGUUCAGGUUGGAGUGGAGUUUGAGGCAAACACACGGCUACAAGACACAACCUUCUCCUUUGGUUACCACCUAACUCUGCCCCAGGCCAACAUGGUGUUUAGAGGCUUGGUGGAUAGUAACUGGUGUGUAGGUGCUGUGCUGGAGAAGAAGAUGCCCCCCCUCCCUGUCACCCUAGCCCUCGGAGCCUUCCUCAAUCACUGGCGCAACAGAUUCCAUUGUGGCUUCAGUAUCACUGUGGGCUGAGGUUGUCCCAGAACCAGUCCCCACAGCAGCUGGAACCUCUGAGUCAGAUGCCCUAGGGCCAGAGACUAGGCCUCUCUCCAGAGUCCACCUUCCUGGGUAACUUCUAGGUCCCAGGAGCAGAGUGGGGGACAGGACCAUGCCCUCCUCAGAACUAGAGCUACCACAGGGGCAGCCGAUAAGGCAGUGGUUUGAGGCUACCACCUCGGCCACCAGCCCCACUAUCAUCGUCCUCGUGCUCUCGUGGCUCUGGACUAAGGGAGAAGUAUUAAGGGGUAUGUCUGGCUGAAUUCCCCUUUCCCCCUCUGCUUCCUUCUUUGUUUCCCUUUUGAUUAAAGCUCCUAGCCCCUUCGUCUUUGGAGCAGAAAAGUCUGCAUGGGAUUAGUUCCCCAUCUGGUUUUGUACCCCAGAGCUUCCCAAGGCUGGGAAAGUAGGGCUGAAGGGCUAAACCUUUGGCCUCAGAAGGUGGAGCCCACCCAUUCCCAGAAGGAGCUUCUUUACCUCUCAACCCGUGAGGCUUCUUCCUUGCCCAUCUUCUGUGGUUCCAGAGAAAAACUUUGUCGCCAUGGUCACCCCCCGCUUUCCCCAUGAUGCAUGAAGAGGCAGUUAUUGCUUUAAUCUUUCAUUGUAGCCACAGGGCUGCUUUUCUACUGGUCACAAUCUGUGGUCCCAGUAUUUGCCCCUUUCCAGUCCAGUGUGUCCCAGGUGGGCUGGGGACGGUGGUGAGCCCAGGCCUCAGCUACAGAUCUCCUGGAGCAGUGGCAUCAUGGCAAACAGUCCCUGGAUAUGUUGGAUUUGAUACUCAUAUUCAUUCUUAAUGCUCCGGAGCUCAGCCAGCAGGCCCAGCAGCUUUGCAUACAGAAACCUUUGGAGGAAGUAGUGGGGUUACCAGGGAAAGUGGAGGGAAAUACAGCAGCUGGUGUCUUGUCCUGAGGCCCUGAUCCCCUGAACUGUGCCUCAGUGAAGCUAGGUCUGAACAUUAGAGAAAAUCAUGUUCUGGUAUGACACAUUAUCAAAGGUUCCAGAGGUCCCCAAGGGGGCCUCUGCCUGACAUUGUUUUUUCUCACCAUGCUUGGUUUUUCCUGAACCCAGAGCUCUGAAGGCCAAGUGUGAAGAAAGCCCCAGACUUGGCCAGAACUUCAACUGUGUAGAAUCUGAGGGUCUGACCUUCUAUAGCAGGUUCUCGAGGGUCAGUAUGUUCUAUGGUUUAAAGCAUCCCCUCUCUGGCCAAACUGGCUCAUUGAGGUAUGAGCAAGAACAGAAGUGGUAUGUACUUCAAAGCCUUGAUAGAUCACGGACUAUUGAACCAGGGACUGGUUUUGUCCAUGAAACUGUGAAUGACCAUAACUUCAAGGGAAAUGAAAAAUUAAAGGAAUUGGCCCAAUGGAGAGGAGAGGAAGGGCCAAGGAAAAAGAGCAAACAAGACUCUUAAAAGUCUGCUUUAAUCUGGAGAAGCUGGACUGGUGAGGUGAUGGAGGUCGUCAAUCUCAGGAAUGCUAUUAUACAGAGCCUGUGAGCUACUACUUUGCAUCUCUACUGAAUAA